GACGUUUCGCAGCCGUUUCAGGAUUUCUGACGACGCUUUCGUAAAAAGCGAAUUCAUAAAAAGUUAUCAUUUCAAUGUUAGAUUUUAACCGAUACUAAUAAUAAGUUGCAUCAUUUAAAAUGAUUUUGCUGAGUAAACUUGUUUUUCAAUUUAUUAUGAUGACUAUUGUGCAUAUAUGCGUAAGUGCAAAUAUAAAUAAUCAAAACUCUGCUCUUGACCACGGCCUGUAUGAAAAAGUUUUGGAUACGCAAGAAUGUAUACGACAACUUGACUACAUUACUAAUAACGAAAACUUUGGACUAAAAGGACAAUUUAUUGAUGCAGGUAUCAGAACUCCUCGUGGAAUAUUAUUGAACAACUACAGAGACAUGGGCAACUAUUUCCAAUGUCUGGAUAUUAAAGAAGUAAAUCAAAAUAUGCUAGUAGAAGGAAAAUAUUGUGUAAUAGAAGUUCCUUUCCCUCGAAACAUAAACAUAGCAGAAUUUGAAGUGAUAGGUCUGGGUUUCCCUUGGAAUAAUCACCAUUGGGUGAAAGAUUCUAAUACGAGGACAAAUAAUAAGCAAACCUAUCAGCCUUUGCAACAAUACGAACUCGAAAAUGCAAACUUGGAAAAACUUUUGGUAAAUGGAAAACUGCAAUCGGGAGAAACUCGAAAGGUAAAGCAAAAUUACAUUCAGUUUGAACUGGCAAUAUGCAUACCUAAAGUAUGUUCUACACAACAAGCUUUGAGUAUUUUAGCAAAUAAUACUGCUGCAGUUUCUGAUAUUAGAGAAGUGUUCUGUCGACUUCCCAAUGACAAACCUUGGGUAGUAGUUGAUUAUAUAGCAAUUGCUAUAUUCUCUACCAUUGGGCUUUUGACAAUAUUUAGCACCUGCUACGACGUUCGUCAUUCAAUCAUUCUUCAAAAUGAUUCGAAGAAAGCAAAUAAACUGUACAAGACCUUCUCUGUCUUUACGAAUACUCGCAAGUUUUUAACAUUUAGAUCGGAUGCGAACGCGUUAAACUGCGUUGAGGGAGUCAGAGCAUUGGCCAUGCUAUGGGUGAUACUAAUCCAUACAUUCUCUCUUCAAUUUAGCUUUGUACCGGCAAAUCCAAUUGAUGUACACGAGUUCACAUAUUCGUUUUUGUCACUUUUUAUGACGAGUGGCAAUAUAACAGUGGAUACAUUUUUCAUGCUAACUGGACUUUUAUUAGUAUAUUCACAAACUUCAAAAAUGUCAAGACCGUUCUUGAAGAAUCUGCACGUGUUCUACCUGAGUCGUCUACUGCGCAUGUUUCCAGUGCUAGCGACUGGAAUAUUACUCCAAGCAUCUUUUCAAAACCACAUAACAGACGGCCCAAACUGGGGAGUAGUUGCAAAGAGUACUGAUGAUUGUCGCCAAUAUUGGUGGACUACUCUGCUCUAUGUUCAUAAUUUAGUCAGUUACGGGUAUUUGUGCCUUGGUCAUACGUGGUACCUUGCAGUGGAUAUGCAGUUGUAUGUCUUAUCGCCCAUUAUCUUAGUUUGGGUAUUGGGUGGCACUAAGAAAUCAGCUUUGGGGGCCUUAAUAUGUUCACUCUUAGCAGUACUUGCAAGUUCUACCAUAUACAACUUUCUAAUGGAGUUCCAAACUUCGACGUAUGCUCUGUCUCGAUCACCAGAAGAUAGGGAAUUUUAUACUCAAUAUUACUAUAUCCAUACCUUUCCUAGAGCUUCUCCAUUUUUUGUUGGGAUGAUUUUUGGAUAUUUAUUGCACCUGUGUCGGGGACGAAAAAUUCGAUUAUCAAGAAUAUUAGUCAUAUUUUAUUGGCUGCUCGCUACAGUUACAUCUCUGACCAUCAUCGUGUCUACUUACUUCAUUAUCCAACCGGAUUGGGAUAAUCAAAAUGUGGACAGUCUUCGCAACUCGUUCAUGAGACCAGCUUGGGCUGCUUGUGUUGCGUGGCUGAUAUUUGCAUGUGUUCACGGCUAUGGCGGUCCAAUUAACUGGUUUCUCUCAUUGACUAUAUUUAAAUUUUUGGGUCGACUGUCAUAUGCGAUGUACAUAUUUCAUUUACCAAUAAUUUAUAUCAUUAACGCUACUGCGUUAGCACCGAUUUAUUUUUCAAUAGAAUUUUCAAUGCAUAUGCUAAUUGUUGUCACGACGAUAACGACACUUGUGUCUUUUCUCGUUACGGUAUUUAUAGAUAUACCGUUUUCAAUUAUUUUCCAAAUGUUACUGAAAGGUGCAAAAUUUGGGGAAACCGCACUCAAUAAAGGGAGUGUAACUACUGAUAUCGGAGGCAUACCGCAACGAAUAGAUAAUGGAUUAAGACCCUAA
Molecule: messenger RNA, 2300 nt
Organism: Chilo suppressalis (striped riceborer)
Lineage: Eukaryota; Metazoa; Arthropoda; Insecta; Lepidoptera; Crambidae
Source: the annotation of a GenBank genome assembly